AGUGUGCGUGCAAAGCCAAGGUGCCCGGACGUGAUAUCGUCAUGCAUGGAACCAAGGACAGCAGGGCGCAGGUUUUCGGGCACAACUAGAAGCAAUGGGGGACCAUCAGCCGAGUAAUUUUUUUUUUGUACAGCAAACCAUUACGAAAAGUAAACGGUGUUGUUCCAGCCGGCUCACGUGCAGCUGCCCGUUGGGAUCUCAAGGUCGCAACCUUCGUGGCACGCAACGUCUAUCCACUACAACGUUCGCAAGCAGCGCCGAAGUGCACCCAAACAGUUCGUGCGAAUCCGCAAUGCGAAAACGUCGACGCAGCGCUGCCACGAGGAGGAAGAACGCGCUGGACGUUUGUCGAGCAGGGCGAAAACGUCCGGCGUAAGAAGAAGAGGAGGAAGAAGACGAAGAAGGACGAGCCUCGCCAUGGAGCAGCGUUCCUCUGGAACUCCGGCGAAGACCGCGAAAGGUGCGACGGCCCAACGAAAAUCGAGACACAGUCGUCGCACCGGUUCGCCCGCCCAGAAAGCCUCGAAGCCGAAAAAGCACCGGCAACCGGCUGGGCAGCCGGCUGCGCUCGACGCGAGUGCGCCCACCCAGCUCGCACCCGCCGCCCAAGACAGCCCCGCGGACUCCCGCCCGGGUCCUUCGCCCAAGCGUAGCGAUUCCAUCGGCAGCAACUCGCUGGCUCGCAUGAAAGACCUGGCCCUGAUUGGCCGGGAAGACCAGCGUCGCCCCUCCGAGUCGUCGUGGCGGCGUGCGAAGGUGGCGGGGCUGUCGUGCGCCCGCACCGCGACUCCACUCUGUGUCUUUUGUGUGGCGCUGGUCGGUGCCGGCCUGCUCACCGCCUUGAUCCUCGGCUCGUCAGCGACGCGCAAGGCCCGUCAGAUGGCCUUCCAGUACAAAGGCUGCACGACCAGAGGCUGCCAGGAGCACUUGGAGCACCUGUCCAAUACCCUCAACAAGACCGUAGACCCGUGCAGGGACCCGAUGGCCUACGUGUGCGACAAAGUGCGCUGGCGGAGCGAGAUCGUAUCGGACGCGCUCACCGACACGCUGGUGCGCUGGUACGAGCUCGGCGCCACCUUCCUCGAAAAGCAGCGAAGACCAUCGCCUGCGUCGGCGCUGUACCAGGGUUGCGUCUCUCGGAAGGGCCACACCUACGAGCGCCUCGAAGAGGUUCUGUCGUUCCUCAGGGACCGCGGACUGCACUGGCCCCAACGGGUGACAGGCGUGGGCGCCACCAAGCACGCCCUGAACGUCAUCCUCGACCUCCUCAUCAACUGGGGCGUGCCCUUCUGGCUCGAGAUAAGCCUGAAACAACUGCCCGGCGACACCAGGUACAGCCUACACAUGGCCUACAGCGAGGUCAGCCUCCACCGCGCUAAGUGGGUCAACUACUCCAAAGCGCGCGGCAAGCGGCUGGAAUACGUGCGCACCAUGUACAGACUGUACGAGGCCGGAGACACGCCGCUGGCCCAGUUGCGGGACCUGGUGGCCGACGAGGACGCGUGGGUUCGCGCCGUCACCGAGGGCAUCGCGAGCUCCAACCGCGUCAUCAUGAAGCUGCGGUUAGCCCACCUCGACCAGCUCACUCCGAACGUGAGCAGCCACCGCUGGCUGGACUACCUGAAUGAACACCUGCCUCUCACCGGACGACAAUCUGCUUCUCGUCGACAAGAUUGUGAGCACCGUGACCAACAACAUCUUCGAGAGGUUCAGCAACGCAGCCAUCUUGGAGCAGGUCGCGUGGCGCUUCAUCGAGGACUACUCGUACGCCAACGCGUACGCCGCCGCCGUCGCCACGUUCGGCAACAAAGAAGCCGUGGCUCGCUUCAGGCCCCGCAAAUGCUACUCGUUCACCGAGAGCCGCUUCCAGAAGUGGCUUUUCGUGUGGAGGGUCGGUGAACAGCUGCAGCCGCCCUUGCUGAGCACCGUCAAAGCCAUCUUCGAAGACUUGCGCAACACCACCCAGCGGCUGCUCUCUGACGCGGCGCCUUGGAUAGAUCCGGCCGCCCGAAUCGAGGCGGUGGCCAUAUCGCAGCGGUU
Molecule: messenger RNA, 2040 nt
Organism: Dermacentor albipictus
Lineage: Eukaryota; Metazoa; Arthropoda; Arachnida; Ixodida; Ixodidae
Product: membrane metallo-endopeptidase-like 1
Biological process (GO): protein processing
Cellular component (GO): plasma membrane
Molecular function (GO): metalloendopeptidase activity
Source: RefSeq, a predicted model, not a curated record